Molecule: messenger RNA, 1158 nt
Organism: Macadamia integrifolia
Lineage: Eukaryota; Viridiplantae; Streptophyta; Magnoliopsida; Proteales; Proteaceae
Product: zinc finger protein ZAT9-like
Exons: 3
Coding region: 1-1158 (385 amino acids)
Source: RefSeq, a predicted model, not a curated record
AUGAAACUCAAUAUAGCUGUAAGAGCGGGUCUCAAUCCUCAUGUGAACGUACGUAGAAACCUAUAUAGACUUCAAGAAGCCUUUGGAUUUAAACAACGAUUAAGAGGAAUGCUUAAGCGAGAAGGAAUGAUUUGCAGAGAAUGUGGCAAGGGAUUUCAAUCAUGGAAAGCUCUAUAUGGUCACAUGAGGUGCCACCCUAAGAAGGAAAACGAAGAUGCUCCUUUGCCACAGGAGAAAUCGAGAAGAAUGAGGUAUGACAACAAUGGCACAACUUUAUCUUCUUUUAUUUUGGAGACUGAUCAAGAUCAAAUAGAGGGAGCCCUAUGUUUGAUGAUGAUUUCUAGAGGAGUGGGUCAAUUGGAUGGGUUCAAUUUUGUUGAAGCAGAGUCUUUAGAUAAUGAUACUGUGGUUUUAGAAGCUCAAAAUAGAUCAUCAGCUCUAGGUAAGCUAAAUCCUGGAAAGCAAGAUGAAAAUUUUGAUUUUUCUUGUGAUAGGAAUUAUGAGAAUCUGAACCACCCAAAGAUGAAGAAACCCAGAAACAAAAAUUCAAAAUAUGUUGAUUCUGAUUCUGGGUUUCUGAGGGUUGGUCCCAACAAGGUUGAAUCUACAGUUAACAAGGGGAAUCAUAAGGGAGGCAAGAAGAACAGUUCAUCUAAUGGUAACUAUAUUGGAUUGGAGGAAGAUUCUGAAAUCUGCAGUGACAAUCAAAACCAAAGCAGGUUUAAGUGUAAAACCUGUAAAAAGACCUUCCAUUCUCACCAAGCUCUUGGAGGACAUAGGUCCAGCCAUUACAAGGCCUGCUUUGACUCGAGUAUCGAAGUUAUUGAAAACAACAUUGAAAUAGAUGUUCUUGCUAAUCGAACAAUUGAUGGUAAGCUUAACAAGCCUUGUAGCAAUGAGACUUUGAUUAAAGGAGAGCAAGACGAGAAAAUUAAUGGCGUUUCAGGAAGUAGUUGUGGAUCAAAGAAGAGCACGAGGCAUGAGUGCUCAAUUUGUUUAAAGGUUUUUGAUUCAGGUAAAGCUUUGGGUGGCCACAAUAGUUCCCAUUUGACUAGGGAUUCUAAAUACAAAGACAAUCUUCCUGAGAUUAGAUAUCCAAUCAAUCUUAAUCUCCCACCUCCUAUUGAAGAAGAAACCAGGGACGUCAUGGAGAUUUGA